AUGAAGUCCCCUAUUGUCUUCCUAUCCGCCAUCGCCGUUGCCUCGGCUGCUGUCACCACAACACUCCCCAAGUCAGCCGGGGUCGAGGCCCACCCUACUGCCAUUCCCGUCAAGACUGUUUACGAUGGUGGCAUGAAGCGCUUCGAACGUGAUCCACCGACAUGUGGUGGUCAACAGGAAAAGGGGGAGAAGGACGCAAUGUUCAUCCUCGAGAGCGGUGCAACGCUCUCCAAUGUCAUUUUGGGCGCUUCUCAAGCUGAGGGUGUUCACUGCAGGGGCACCUGUACCCUGAACAAUGUCUGGUGGGAGGACGUUUGUGAGGAUGCUGCCACCUUCAAGCAGCCUUCGGGCACGUCAUUUGUCAAUGGCGGCGGUGCCUUCAAGGCCAAGGACAAGAUUCUCCAGUUCAACGGCCGCGGUACCGUCCAGAUCAAGGACUUCUACGCCAACACGUACGGCAAAUUGAUCAGAACUUGCGGCAACUGUCCCGGCAAUGGUGGGCCACGUCACAUUACAAUUUCAGGAUCCAUGGGCAAGGGGGGAGGUGAACUCUGUGGCAUCAAUAGCAACUAUGGCGAUACAUGCCGUGUCAGCAACUCCUGCCAGGACAGCAACCACAGUUGUACCAGGUACGAGGGUAACGACCAGCGCCUCGAGCCUCCGACGCUUGGAAGUGGUCAUGAUGGUGUGAGCUGCUUCCUCACCAAUUUCUCUAGAUGCUAA
This is a messenger RNA of Verticillium nonalfalfae, 723 nucleotides long. RefSeq lists its product as uncharacterized. The transcript has 2 exons. The coding region runs from base 1 to 723 and encodes 240 amino acids. Lineage: Eukaryota; Fungi; Ascomycota; Sordariomycetes; Glomerellales; Plectosphaerellaceae. Gene Ontology annotation, cellular component: extracellular region. The record is from RefSeq and is a predicted model, not a curated record. Gene Ontology annotation, molecular function: pectate lyase activity. Gene Ontology annotation, biological process: pectin catabolic process.